Messenger RNA from Mobula hypostoma (lesser devil ray), 5099 nucleotides. Its product is annotated as UDP-glucuronosyltransferase 2B20-like. The record is from RefSeq and is a predicted model, not a curated record. The transcript has 4 exons. Lineage: Eukaryota; Metazoa; Chordata; Chondrichthyes; Myliobatiformes; Myliobatidae. Gene Ontology annotation, molecular function: glucuronosyltransferase activity. The annotation marks the transcript as partial.
GUUAUUUGGAAAUACGCUGGAAAAAAACCAAGGACACUGGCAUCUAAUACAAGGUUGUAUGAUUGGCUUCCUCAGAAUGACUUACUUGGGCAUCCCAAGACCAGAGCUUUCAUCACUCAUGGUGGCACCAACGGGAUAUAUGAAGCUAUCUAUCAUGGCGUACCCCUGGUCGGUAUCCCUCUGUUUGCCGAUCAGCCUGAUAACUUGGCUCACAUGAAAGUAAAAGGGGUUGCUGAGGUCCUUAAUUUUGCCACGUUACGUGCACAGGAUUUGGUUGAUGCUCUUAACACUGUGAUCAAUGGAACAAGAUACAAAGAAAAUGCAAUGAAGUUAUCUAGAAUUCAUCAUGACCAACUAUUAACUCCAUUGGAAAGAUCUGUGUACUGGAUUGAGUUUGUAAUGCGACAUGGAGGGGCGAAACAUUUGCGGCCUGCAGCACACUCCCUGUCAUGGUAUCAGUAUCAUUGCCUGGAUGUGGUAGCAUUGCUUGCUGCCUGUUUAGCAGCCUUCAUAUUCCUUUUCACAAAAUGCUGUUUGUACAGCUGCAGAAUCUGCAAGUGUAUGAAGGUUAAUUUGUGGAACGCGAUCGGGUCGAACUGCUAUGCUGCCGAAACUGAUUAACAAAUCUUUCAACCAGCAAAAUGUAAAUAUUUGGGAUUUGUAUCUCGGGUGUUUAAGUUGCCCAGUGUUUUCCUUUUGUUUUUAAUGCUUAGCUUGACCUGUGUCAUCUUUAGCCUAUAUGUUAUAUUAAAGGUAGUAUAAGUGAUAGGAUAAAUGUUAAGGAGGGGAGCCGCCCUAGAUUAGAUUGAAAAUUGGACUGUAUGGGGAAAGCCUUGGAAGUUUUUUGUUGGGUACUGCCUGCGAUCAUCCUCAAUUGGGGAGGUAGAUCGAGGCUUCGGGGUUAAUUGGGGUUUUUUUGUUGUUUGUGUAAAGGGGUGGGGGUGUGUUUUGGGGGAUUACCAUGGCAGUCUAUUCUUUUGUGUGUUACGGAUUGGUCAGACUUUCUUUUCAUUGUGCGUUAUUGUGUGCAACUUAUGCCCUUGCACUGUUUUGGAUUGUAGGCCCUGUGUGUCUUUUGAUAUGGUUAACGUGAGUGCAGCUGAUGGAGGCCACCCUGUGAGGUUUAUUUCUUGGAAUGUAAAGGGGCUCAAUGGUCCGGUUAAAAGAGCUAAAGUUUUCUCUCAUCUGAAACAAUUAAAAGCAGAUAUACUAUUUCUACAAGAAACACAUUAUAGAGUGGAGGACCAUAAUAGACUUCGUAAAGCAUGGAUUAGUCAGGUUUUUCAUUCCAGAUUUAAUAGUAGGUCCAGGGGGGUGGCAAUAUUAAUCACCAAAAGAAUGCAGUUCACACCAUCUGAUAUAAUCAGUGACCCUAAUGGGUCACUUUAUUAUAGUCCCUGGCUCUCUCUUUCAGAUACCUGUUAUUUUGGUAAAUGUUAUGCUCCUAAUUGGGAUGAUGUCCAAUUUGCAAAUAAGGUUUUGUCAUUAAUACCUAACCUGAAUACACAUAAGCUAAUCUUUUCCGGAGAUUUGAACUGUGCUAUUGACCCACUGCUUGAUAGGUCUUGCCCUAGGGGAACAUUUUCUGGUAUGGCAAAGGCCUUCUCGAUGUUUAUGCAACAAAAUGGUUAUAUGGAUCCUUGGAGAUUUUUGAAUCCAUCAGUUAGGCAAUUCUCUUUCUUCUCUCAUGUUCACCAUUUCUAUUCCAGGCUAGACUAUUUCUUUAUAGAUAAUUCCUUGAUACCUAUGAUUAGACAAAUCGAAUACACUGCUAUAGUUAUAUCUGAUCACUCGCCCGUGAAACUGGACCUAUGUUUUCCUUUAAACGUUAGAGAACGGCCUCUGUGGAGACUUAACCCCCUUUUGCUUUCUAAUGAGAAAUUUUGUAGUUAUAUAUUGGCUAACAUUGACACAUUCUUCGAGACUAACAAAACUGAGUUGGUAUCGUACUCUUUACUUUGGGAAACUUUAAAAGCUUACUUGAGGGGUCAAAUAAUAUCUUGUACUUCACAUGCCAAUAAAGAGCGUAGGAAGGAAAUGCAAGUGUUAUUGCAAUCUAUUUUGGACCUGGAUAGAAAAUACUCUGAGGCACCCACUGCAGAAUUAUAUAAAAGCCGGGUUGAUUUGCAAGCAAAGUUUGGUCUUCUAUCUACAAACUUAUCAGAACAAUUAAUUCUUAAGACACGUGACCUCUAUUAUGAAAAUGGUGACAAGGCGAGCCGGCUUAUGGCUCAUCAGUUGAAACGUCAAGCUGCAUCACGACUUAUUCCCCAGAUAAGAGACACGCACCAAAACUUGACAAGCAAUCCAAAAGAGAUUAAUAACAUCUUUGCAACUUUUUAUUCCUCUCUGUAUGUCUCAGAGUUCCCCUCAGAUAAAACAAAUAUGGAACAUUUUCUAGAUAAUUUGGAAAUACCUACUCUUGAACCAGAGGAGGUGGAGAACCUAGAUCGGGCUCUUGGGCAGGAAGAGAUUAAUAAUGUCAUUAUGGCUAUGCAGAGUGGUAAGUCCCCAGGUCCUGAUGGUUAUCCAAUAGAAUUUUAUAAGACAUUUAAGGAUAAGCUCAUACCGGUCCUUCUAGAAGUGUUUCAGGAAUCUUUGGAGAACGGCUCCUUACCCCUUUCUCUUUCACAGGCAGCUAUUUCACUACUUCUUAAAAAGGACAAGGACCCGACUCAAUGUGGAUCAUAUCGCCCCAUCUCACUUUCGAAUGUAGAUGUGAAAAUUUUGGCUAAAGUGCUUGCAUGCUGUUUAGAACGUCCCCUUCCCAAGAUAAUUUCAGAUGAUCAAACAGGUUUUAUUAAAAAUCGCUAUUUUUUUAAUAUCCGUCGACUGGCUGAUGUGGUUUAUUCACCCAGUGAUUCUCCAAGUCCAGAGGUUGUUAUCUCCUUGGAUGCAGAGAAGGCAUUUGAUAGAGUGGAGUGGGUAUACUUGUUUAGUGUUUUGGAGAAAUUUGGAUUUGGCAGAAUAUUUAUAGCUUGGGUUAAGCUAUUAUACCACUCGCCUUUAGCAUGUAUACAGACAAAUUAUUUUCGAUCUGACUAUUUCCCACUAACACGUGGCACUCGCCAAGGCUGCCCAUUGACCCCUCUUCUUUUUGCAAUUGCAAUUGAGUCUCUUUCUAUUGCACUUAAGUCAACUACAUUAUUUCAAGGUGUUAGAAAAGGGGACAUGGAACACCGUGUUUCCCUAUAUGCUGAUGACCUCUUACUUUAUGUUAGCGACCCUGUAGGUAGUAGUCCUGCUAUUGUGUCAUAAUUAGGUCAAUUUGGAGCCUUCUCUGGCUAUAAACUGAACUUUCAAAAAAGCAAAUACUUUCCCAUUAAUAACUUGGCCCUACAGAUCCGACAGGAAUCUUUGCCUUUUCCUUUAUCUCAAGAUGGUUUUGUAUACCUAGGAAUACAUAUUACUCACUCUUUUACAUCUCUAUUUGAAGCUAACUACAGGCCUCAGGUUAGCCAAAUGAAGGCUGAUUUCGAGAGAUGGCGCAGUUUAUCCCUUAGUAUAGCUGGGAGAAUUCAGUCAGUGAAAAUGACUGUACUUCCUAGAUUUCUUUAUUUGUUUCAGUGUUUGCCAGUUUUCUCAUCUAAGUUAUUUUUUUAAAUCAGUCGACCAAGCUAUAACCUCCUUUAUUUGGGAAAAUAAGGUCCCAAGGGUUAAUAAGCACACUCUCCAAAGAGGUCGUGACGUAGGUGGAAUGGGUCUUCCCAGCUUUAUUCAUUAUUACUGGGUAUCGAACAUUCAAAACGUAUUAUUUUGGCUCCACCGGCCAGAUAUAAUCUGGUGCCUGCUUGAGUCACGGUCUUGCCACUCCUCGUCUCUCCCAGCUUUGGUGUAUUCUUCCUUACCAUUGAAAUCCUCUCAAUUUACAUCUAACCCGGUCGUGCUCUCCACCCUCAAAAUUUUUAAUCAAUUUCGCUGCCAUUAUAAGUUCAUAUCAGCUUCAGUUUUGGGCCCCAUUCAUAAAAACCAUUUAUUUCCUCCCUCCACAUUUGAUUCAGCUUUCAGACAAUGGGGUUUGAAUGGUCUUACGCGCAUUAAGGAUUUGUAUACUGAUAACAUAUUUGAUAGUUUUGAUAACCUGCGCGGUAAGUAUGGCCUUCCGCAUAAUUAUUUUUUUAAAUACCUGCAGAUUCGCCACUUUGUCAAGGAAAAAUUUCCCUCUUUUCCUGUUCUACCACCUGCUAUGUUAUGAGAAAAAUUCACACUUAGCUUUAACAAUAAAGGGCCGAUCUCUGAGCUAUACUCUCAGCUGAUGUCUUUGGGAGUUCAAGAUCUAAACAAAACUAGGAGUAGGUGGGAGGAUGACCUCGGUAUGGAGCUGGCUGAGGAAUAUUGGGCAAAAGUAUUGAAUAGGGUUCAUUUCUCAUCAUCAUGUGCUAGACUGGGGCUCAUACAAUUUAAAGUUUUACACAGGGUACAUUUAAGUAAAGCCAGACUUGCAGACAUAUACCCUGGGACAGACGCUGGCUGUGACAGGUGUUCCUUCUCUCCAGCUGGUUUAGUACAUGCAUUUUGGUCGUGCCCUCGGCUUGAUGACUAUUGGGCACUGGUUUUUAAAAUUAUCAGUGAGGUUUUGGGGGUGACACUGAGACCUUGCCCGCUCAUAGCUGUAUUUGGUGUGGCAGAUGAUGAUUUGGGUUUAAAUGCAAGCCAGUCGGAUAUCAUUGCAUUUACAUCGCUAUUGGCUCGUAGGAGAAUUUUGCCGGGUUGGAAAUCUGCUACUCCCCCAACUGCUGCUGCUUGGUUAGAAGAUGUAAAGUUUUUUCUGAAAUUAGAAAAGAUUAAAUUCACUUUGAGGGGGUCUGUGAAAAAGUUCUAUUUGAAAUGGGGACCUUUCUUAUCAUAUUUUGGGAGUCUUAAGGAAUUACCUACCAGUUGAGGGCAUUUGAUUGUACUUGGGAAGUUGCCUCCUAUUUAACACGCUUAUAAUUUACCUCACAGGCUGGUUGAUGAAUUGUAAAUAUGAGUAUAUUUUGGAUCAUCUGACAUGUUGCAGAUGUGUGUGAGCCGUCGUCUUGAAGUAGUGUGGGAGUAUGGUUGUGAAAUGUCCGUACUUGUAUUUGUGAAUUGUUGUGUUGUAAAUAUAUUAGCUGCCA